AUGCCCUAUCUGAGGCUUCCUGACUCAGGAGAGCAAAGUCCACAAGAUUUCCACCGAGAUGUGCUGAGCAAAGGCCGGAGCCCCAGAAGAAAACAAGUGUAGACUCUGAGCAAAGCUGCCCUCAUCCUGAGCGUGAGCUCGCUGCCCCUGGGGUCUGGGUGAUUGGCAAUGAGCCUUGUGAUGUCAGCAUUCAUGAGGGAGCUCCCCGGCUUGUUCCUGCUUGCUGGGGUCUUCCUACCUGUGACCUUGCUGCUGCUUCUUCUCAUCGCCUACUUCAGGAUCAAACUGAUGGAGGUUAACGAAGAACUGUCGCAGAGCCCCCAUCACCAGCAGAAACGCAAGGCUGGCUCUUACCUGUACCAGCGGACAAAAAGAACGUGA
Messenger RNA from Callorhinus ursinus (northern fur seal), 381 nucleotides. It is a transcript of the gene SMLR1, whose product is annotated as small leucine rich protein 1. Lineage: Eukaryota; Metazoa; Chordata; Mammalia; Carnivora; Otariidae. The record is from RefSeq and is a predicted model, not a curated record.